GGGAGUUGGCUCAUCCAAAGAGAGAAUAUAUCCAUCAGCACAUAAAUAAAGCAGCAGCGCGCGCGCGCGGACGACCUCUGGAUUAUAUUUCAUCAAACUGAAGACGACCGGCGCACGAGACACAGAUGAAAUUGCUUAGGACCGUUCACCAGAUGAAAGAGGAGUGACUCUUCAGACCUCCUCUCACGUGCACUCUUCGUGUUGGCCACUGAGGCCAAAGAGGCGUCCGGAGAGCUCGCCUCAUUUUUCACCAUUUCCUCUUUGUUGGUGCCCCACAAGUGUUUCAAAACUGUUUCUCCAACGCUUUUUCCAGAAACUCAGACUGUUUUCUAGGGCAGAAGCAGCGCAGCCCUUCCAGAAAGAGGUGAUGGGAAGCGUGCGAGCCAGCCGCUACAGCAUUGUAUCAUCAGAGGAGGACGGCAUGAAGCUUGCCACUAUGACGGUGCCCAACGGGUACGGAAACCCUAAAACUAAGGUGCACACCAAGCGCCUGCCUCAGAGCAGAUUUGUGAAGAAAGACGGUCACUGCAAUGUGCAGUUUGUCAAUGUGAGUGAAAAAAGCCAGCGAUACUUGGCUGACAUCUUCACCACGUGCGUGGACAUCCGUUGGAGAUGGAUGUUUGUCAUCUUCUGCCUCGCCUUUCUCCUCUCAUGGCUUUUCUUUGGGUGCGUCUUUUGGCUGGUGGCCAUCUUCCAUGGGGACUUCGAAAGUAACACGCAAAAGUGUGUCUCCAACGUCAGCAGCUUUACUGCUGCCUUCUUGUUUUCCAUUGAGACGCAAACAACUAUUGGCUACGGCUACAGAUACGUGACAGAUGAGUGCCCUGUUGCUGUCUUCAUGGUGGUCUUCCAAAGCAUCGUGGGCUGCAUCAUUGAUGCUUUCAUCAUAGGUGCCGUCAUGGCAAAGAUGGCAAAGCCCAAGAAACGGAAUGAAACUUUGGUCUUCAGCCAUAACGCUACAGUGGCCAUGAGAGACAAUAAGCUCUGCCUGAUGUGGCGUGUGGGCAACUUGCGGAAAAGCCACCUCGUUGAAGCACAUGUGCGGGCACAGCUCCUGAAAUCCCGGACAACAGCCGAGGGGGAGUACAUACCCCUCGAUCAGAUGGACAUCGACGUCGGUUUCGACAGCGGAGUCGAUCGCAUCUUCUUGGUCUCCCCCAUCACAAUUGUUCAUGAGAUUGAUGAAAACAGUCCCUUCUACAACAUGAGCAAACAUGACCUGGAGAACUUUGAGUUUGAAAUUGUGGUCAUUUUAGAAGGUAUGGUUGAGGCUACUGCCAUGACCACGCAGUGUCGCAGCUCCUAUGUAGCUAGUGAGAUCCUCUGGGGCCAUAGAUUCGAGCCCGUACUCUUUGAGGAGAAGAACUACUACAAGGUAGACUACUCACGUUUCCAUAAGACAUAUGAGGUGCCGAGCACCCCUCUGUGCAGCGCCAGAGAUCUUGCAGAGAAUAAAUACAUUAUUUCAAACUCAAAUUCCUUCUGCUAUGAAAAUGAAAUGAUGCUGGAGAACAAAGAGGACACUGAUGAAGGGAAUGGGGGCAGUGUUGGCCCUGACGGCACCCAGACAGACAACAUCUCAGAGAUGGAACAAAACCAUGCCCCAGUGCCAUUCGACCCGCGGCCUCUGAGACGAGAAUCAGAAAUAUGAUGCAUUAGGGGAGAGAGACACUCAUCUGAGAAAUUCUUUAAACUAGGCCUCUGUUCUUGAUGGCACAAGGACGCAAUCUGGGCCUUGGGUAGAGGACACGGUGAAGCCAACGGUACUGCUGUGGGAUGCAACAAUGUGGAAACUUGUAUGUAAAGAGUCUUUGGAACUUUAUUUACAUACAGUAUGGCAAAACAAAGCACUAUGAACUAUUUGUGUAUUGUCGGAGACGUUCUCCCUCAAUGUGUGCUUGAUGUCUGUCGACUGCAAGAUGACACAGAGAAAGGAGGCUUUAAAAGUGCAGGCAUGUCUCUGUUCGUCGGCCCAGUGAGUCAUUCAGAAUGGUGCGUCAGUGAAAGUUGCACAAAAGCAACUCAACGUCUUGUUUAGCCUUCAAGACGUUUGCCGGCCAUCCCAGAGACUCUCGACUGAAGCUUGGAUGAGCUAUCAAACGUCCAGUUGCUUUUUAGGAAAUGCUUAUUAAAGUUCUUAAAUGCUGCUAGAAAAUAAGUACAAUGAAAGGCAAUGGGAGGAGUCGUGCACACCCUCGGGAGUGCACAUAAUAAAUGUGUUUUUCAGUUUUUAAUGACGUCAUCAUGACGUGAAUUGCAUAACCCAGUUUCACUUUUUUUUCGUUCCCCGCCACGAAAAGUACCCGGUUUUCGUGAAACUUUUUAUUAUUUUGCUAUUAUAAUCUUCCCCUUCUCUUAACUCAAACCAUAACCCCCCCAAACUCCCCAUCACCCAACAUUUCAUGCCCCCAUCAUGAAAUAAAAUUGGCGUCCUGUCACGAAAAAUGCCCCUUUUUCGUGCCCUCGUCACAAACCCAUAGAUUAAUGUGCUUUUUGUUAUGCCGCCACAAAAUGCCAUGUAACCAGGUUGGAAUUGUACCGCGUUAUGACUAAUGAUUGAUGAUUGAGUAAAGAAUUCGAUCACCUUUUUUGCCCCAUUCUUUGUGAAGUUAUCCUGGAAAAUGUGUUGUUUAUUUGGUGAUUUUGUGAUGUCAUCAUAAUGCCACUCAACAAAUUGGUGACAAGUUUUACAUUGUCUCUCCUACAUAACCCUAUUGAUUACAGAGAUAUCCUAGAAAAUGUGUUUCAGGCCUAUAAUUUUGACAACCUUGCGCUUGACCAUUGGCCAAUCUUCUCCAAACGUUAAUCAUCUGGAGACCCAAGGUCACCCAAGGAAUAGUCCUACCAACUUUGGUGAAAAUCUGAUCAGUUAUUUCCAAGUUAUUUUGGACACAGACACACAGGAGUGAUUACA
This is a messenger RNA of Thalassophryne amazonica, 2914 nucleotides long. RefSeq names its product potassium inwardly rectifying channel subfamily J member 2a (gene kcnj2a). Gene Ontology annotation, biological process: regulation of monoatomic ion transmembrane transport; potassium ion import across plasma membrane. NCBI's taxonomy places the organism in Eukaryota, Metazoa, Chordata, Actinopteri, Batrachoidiformes, Batrachoididae. The transcript has 2 exons. The record is from RefSeq and is a predicted model, not a curated record. Gene Ontology annotation, cellular component: plasma membrane. Bases 368 to 1651 code for a protein of 427 amino acids. Gene Ontology annotation, molecular function: inward rectifier potassium channel activity.